ACUGCCCUUUACACUGUUUUGGUUUUCGUGAAAAUGUCCACAUACUACUUUGUUAUUGUGGGGCAAAAUGAUAAUCCCAUUUACGAGAAGGAAUUCAGCACCGUGAACAAGGAACUAAGGAAAGAGGACCACAGACACCUCACCCAGUUUAUUGCCCAUGCCGCCUUGGAUUUGGUAGAUGAGCACAAAUGGAAGACGGCCAAUAUGCAACUGAAAUCCAUUGAUAGAUUCAAUCAGUGGUUUGUUUCGGCCUUCAUCACAGCCAGCCAAAUAAGAUUCCUCAUCGUUCAUGACAACAAAAACGACGAGGGAAUCAAGAACUUCUUUAACGAGAUGUAUGACACGUAUAUCAAACACUCCAUGAAUGCCUUCUAUCGCAUCAACACACCCAUUAAAUCUCCGAUGUUUGAAAAGAAGUCGGAGAUCUUUGGCCGGAAGUUUUUGUUAUCCUAAAUUUGUUAAAACCUGUAGCCAAUAAGUAACUGUUUAAUAUAAAACUUGAACUAAUUUAAAAGAAUAA
Molecule: messenger RNA, 520 nt
Organism: Drosophila sechellia
Lineage: Eukaryota; Metazoa; Arthropoda; Insecta; Diptera; Drosophilidae
Gene: Trs20
Product: trafficking protein particle complex subunit 2
Exons: 2
Coding region: 34-453 (139 amino acids)
Biological process (GO): endoplasmic reticulum to Golgi vesicle-mediated transport
Source: RefSeq, a predicted model, not a curated record